This is a messenger RNA of Camellia sinensis, 3529 nucleotides long. RefSeq names its product kinesin-like protein KIN-7E. The record is from RefSeq and is a predicted model, not a curated record. Lineage: Eukaryota; Viridiplantae; Streptophyta; Magnoliopsida; Ericales; Theaceae. Gene Ontology annotation, biological process: microtubule-based movement. Gene Ontology annotation, molecular function: microtubule motor activity; ATP binding; microtubule binding.
CCAUUAAAGAAAGCUAUCUGUUCUGACCUUGAAAUGGAGCUUUUAGGUUUGUUGAUGAAGCUUGAGGCCAAAGAUUAAGAAGCAAAGAGCUUUAUCUCAACUAACCCAUGAUUAGCAAUUUUAGAUUAUUCGUUGGUCGUUUAGUGAAACCAUAUGCUUUUUUGUUGCAGAAAAUGCGGUUAUGACAAGUACAGGAUAUUUUUUUAAGGCAGUCACAACAACCCUGUGUUAACAUCUUAACUGUCUUGCACGGGAGGAAACCGGGAUAGCAGUGAGCAGUACUGUUUAUUUAUGGGGUUUCAGGGGGGAUUUAAAUUAUGGGUGUUUAAUUUUUUGGAUUAAUGGAGAUGGGUUUGUGAAGAAGAAAGAGGGUGUGAAAUGGGGGCAAUUGGUGGGGAAGAGUUGAUGAAGUGGGAGAAGAUGCAAGGAGCUGUGAGUGGUAAUGAGGAGAAGAUUCUUGUAUUGGUAAGAUUAAGGCCUUUGAGUGAGAAGGAGAUUGCAAAGAAUGAAGUCUCAGAUUGGGAAUGCAUCAAUGAGUCUACUGUUUUGUUCCGGAACAGCCUUCAAGAGCGGUCCAUGUUUCCGACUGCCUAUACAUUUGACAGAGUAUUUAGUGGUGACUGCUCGACUAGGCAGGUUUACGAUGAAGGAGCAAAGGAAAUUGCUCUUUCAGUGGUCAGUGGUAUUAAUUCAAGUGUUUUUGCAUAUGGGCAAACAAGCAGCGGAAAGACAUACACAAUGAUUGGCAUAACAGAGUACACAGUAGCGGACAUUUAUGACUAUAUACAUAAGCAUGAAGAAAGAGCAUUUGUUUUGAAGUUUUCUGCAAUGGAGAUUUACAAUGAAGCUGUAAGAGACCUUCUUAGCACAGAUACUACCCCACUCAGGCUCCUAGAUGAUCCAGAGAAAGGGACUAUUGUGGAGAAACUCACAGAGGAAACUCUGAGGGAUUGGAGUCAUCUCAAGGAACUUUUGUCGAUUUGUGAAGCUCAAAGGAAGAUAGGGGAGACUUCCUUGAAUGAGACGAGCUCUAGAUCUCAUCAAAUUCUUAAACUGACAAUUGAAAGCUCUGCUCGUGAAUUUUUAGGCAAGGACAAGUCAACAAAACUCGCAGCUAGUGUGAAUUUUGUUGAUCUGGCAGGAAGCGAGCGUGCAUCUCAGGCAUUAUCGGUUGGGGCAAGACUGAAAGAAGGCUGCCACAUCAACCGUAGUUUACUCACUCUGGGAACUGUUAUUCGCAAGCUAAGCAAGGGAAGACAAGGACAUGUCAAUUACAGAGAUUCUAAGCUAACGCGCAUACUGCAACCCAGCUUGGGAGGCAAUGCUAGAACCGGCAUCAUUUGUACUUUGAGUCCUGCACGAAGUCAUGUUGAGCAAUCCAGAAAUACUCUCUUGUUUGCUAGUUGUGCAAAAGAGGUGUCUACGAAUGCAAAGGUUAAUGUUGUCAUGUCUGAUAAGGCCUUGGUGAAGCAUUUGCAACAAGAGUUGGCUCGAUUGGAGAGUGAAUUAAGAACUCCUGCCCCUUCUUCCACUUGUGAUUAUUCGGCAUUGCUGAGAAAGAAAGAUCUUCAGAUUGAAAAGUUAGAGAAAGAGGUGAGAGAGCUAACUAAGCAACGGGAUCUUGCUGAAUCUCGGGUUGAGGAUUUGUUGCGCACGGUCGGAAAUGAUCAAGUUUCAAGGCAAUGGGACGGGAUCAAUAAUCAUCCUAAAUGGCAAGAAGGGGACAAGUGGGAAGAUGAAUGUUCAGUGUCAUCAGCGAUGGCUGAUACACAUCGUCUGGAUAUCGGAGGCAGAAAAAUCGACAAUACUGAAUAUUCUAACGGAGACUACAGCAGUAAUACUGAAGAGCAUUAUUCCCCACAGCUUCCAGGGAAUGAUGAAGACCAUUAUCUGUCUGAUGGUACUUCUUCACCGCUGUCAGUUAGAGGUAAGUUCGUAAGAUCUGAAGAUCCAGAUGACAUCUGCAAGGAAGUUCGAUGCAUUGAAAUGGAUGACUCCAGCAAGGACAAGAUCUCUGAAUCCUGCGCCUUAUCAACUGGUGAGAAUGAAGGAAUGUUGGCAUCGAGGAUUUCCAGAUAUGGCAACAAUGUAGCAGAACGGGGAAUGGAAACCCCACCAAGGGAAGUAGGUGGCAUCCAAAAUAAUUCGACUUAUGGGGGGGCAUCAGAGCGGAAAAUCUGGGAUGUAGGUGAGUCCAUUGAUUCUCUUGUCAGCCCUUACCCUGAUGGCAUGUCAAGUUUCAGAAGUCAGAAGUUGACAAGGAGCUGGAGUUGUAGGGCUAAUCUCAUGGUUGGCUCGUCUUCACCAAACUUUGAGAACACACCUCCUAAUGGUUUUGAGAAAAGCUUUACUGGAAGACCAGAAGGCUUCCAAAGGAUGGUUCCUCAAUUAAAUUACGGUCCCAACAUUGUGUUCUCCAGAAAUGCUUCUCAGUCUUCUGUUGGGAGUGCUUUUAUAGAUGAACUUAAAUCUCAGAACGGCAAGGCUUCUGCAGAUGAGGAUAUUCCUAGCAUUGAUACUUUUGUUGCAGGACUGAAAGAAAUGGCCAAGCUCGAGUAUGAAAAGCAACUUGCAGAUUCUCAGGCUCAGGAGACAGAACUAAAGGCUGAAAAGUCUGGAAAGAAUGUCAAAGAUGUUGGAUUAGAUCCGAUGCAGGACACGUUGGAAACACCUACAAAUUGGCCUCUUGUGUUUGAGAAGCAUCAGAAAGCAAUACUUGAACUUUGGCAAACUUGCAAUAUUUCGUUGGUCCACCGAACAUACUUCUUCCUGCUCUUUAAAGGUGACCCAACAGAUUCUAUAUACUUGGAGGUGGAGCUCAGGAGACUUUCCUUCCUCAAGGAAGCGUUUUCUCGGGGUAAUCAUGCUAUGGAAGAUGGUCGGACUCUCACAGUAGCAUCAAGCUUGAAGGCCCUUUGCCGGGAGAGAGAGAUGUUAAGCAGGCUGAUGCAGAAGAGGUUCUCGGAAAUGGAGAGAAAUAGACUCUACCAGAAGUGGGGUAUCAAUUUGCAGUCAAAACGAAGGAGGCUGCAACUGGCCAACCGGUUGUGGAGUGACAAAAAUGAUACGAACCAUAUUGUGGAGAGCGCUGCGAUUGUUGGAAAGCUGAUCAGAUUCUCCGAGCAGGGAGGGGCAAUCAAGGAGAUGUUUGGCCUUAGCUUCACACCUCAACGUCCACACAAAAGCCGAAGAGCCUUAGGUUGGACACGCAGCAUGGUUUCCCUUUUGUAAGCUUUGUUUUUUAUGACCAGUUUUACAAAUAAGUUUAGAAGUGGUUUGUUGAUUUUUAUCAACCACAUGAUAUUCGUUUGUGAUUGAAAUAGAAAAAAGAUUGUCCAUGAUUGUGAAAGAUUUCUAAACAUUUUGCUAAUCUACACAGGUUAGAAAUGAGCCUGUUCUCUGUAAAUUUGUUCUUUUUAUCGUUUCCAUGUAUCUUCAAUCAUAUACUGAGAAGGAUGGACUUGCUAUAGACCUUCAUACGUUUGCGUGGUUGCAACAACUAAUUGAAGCACAUCAAUAGGCUCUGCAA